Molecule: messenger RNA, 2513 nt
Organism: Ficedula albicollis (Collared flycatcher)
Lineage: Eukaryota; Metazoa; Chordata; Aves; Passeriformes; Muscicapidae
Product: KIAA1191 ortholog
Exons: 7
Coding region: 74-994 (306 amino acids)
Cellular component (GO): cytoplasm
Source: RefSeq, a predicted model, not a curated record
UCCCGGUGGUUCCGCUAUGGCCGCUCCGGGCCUGGCCCUGCUGCCCUUCGCCGUGCCCCGCUGAGCCGCGGCCAUGAGCUCAGGGCAGCCCGACGCUCCCGCGCUGGAGCCGGGCGGCGGGGCCCGCUCGGGCAGGAUGUCGCUGCCCCUCGGCGUUCCACGCCGCGCCUUCAGCUACGAUGAUGCCCUAGAGGACACGGCGCCCAUGACGCCGCCGCCCGCCGAUCUGUGCGCCAGCGUGCUCUGGAAGCAGCCGGUCAUCCCCGAGCGCAAGUACCAGGAGCUCUCGAAGGAUGAGGAUGGCGAUGCCAACAUGAAACCUGUCAUAACUCCUUCAUCGUCCACAGAAAGUGUGAACAAGGUGCCCGUGGUGAAGGCCAAAGCCACUCACGUCAUCAUGAACUCCCUCAUCACAAAGCAGACUCAGGAGAGCAUCCAGCGCUUUGAGCAGCAGGCAGGGCUGAGGGAAGCUGGCUACACACCCCACAAAGGCCUCACCACUGAGGAGACCAAGUACCACCGAGUGGCUGAGGCAGUCCAUAACCUAAAAAUGCAGAAUGGAGAGACAACAAAAGAUGACAAACAGAAUUCUUCUGCUCAGUCCACUCCAAGCAGCACCCCCCACUCCUCCCCCAGGCAUAAAAACAGGGGUUGGUUUGGUCAGGGAUCCUCUACUUCUAUCACUGGCUCAGACUUUGCUAUGGAAGGUGGUGGGGACAGAUUGCCAUCUGAAAGAUGGAGCUUUUUUGGACCCAGAGCGCUCCAGAAAUCGGCCAGUGAUGCAGGAGGAUUUACCAUUCAGUCCUAUAAGGGUGCCCAGAAGCCCUCCCCAAUGGAGCUGAUGCGUGCUCAGGCUACAAGGAUGACAGAGGAUCCAGUCACCUUCAAGCCACCCAAAAUGGACAUUCCAGGCACAGAUGGGAGGAAACAAUCUCCACGCUCCCACAAUAUCAAACCUCGGGAUCUGAACGUGCUCACUCCCACUGGGUUCUAGAGGAAAGCUUCCAGUGUCUUUUGCAGGCUACAGGAUGUCUUGGGCUCUGCUUCCCUGUCCCAUGUGCUGAAGUAAAGUAGGAAAGUUUCCUUUUCCAGCUCUUCAUCUCAGAAAAAGAAACAGUCAUUAUUGUUCUGCUAAAGCCAGUCUUGGAAAAACUCUUCCACCAGUCCUAAACCAAUGUAAACCACCGUGUCCACUGCACUGGUUUGGGCUGCCAGGCUGCUCUGGAUGUGCUUCCCAGUACAUCACACCACAGUGAAACCCUGAGCCAUGGGUUUUUUUUGGACAGGAUUCAAUGUGGUGUGUGAGCACCUGGCUUGUAUGCCUGGAAUCUGGCUGUCUUGUCCUGCUCGGUGCUGAAGGACCCACAGGAGGACUGGUUCUACCAAGAGAUCAAGCAGAAAAUGAUGUGAACAAGGACUGAAAACUGAUUAACUGCCAGAAGGAAGAUGGGGUAUAAGAUGGUGGUGGGUCAGUAUAAAUGUGGCAUUCCCUCACUAUCCAGUGUGACCAUGUAUUUUGUUCUUGGAAUGUUUUUUAAAGGGAAAAGGGACUAGUGACCAUUCUAAAAUGUUCUCAUUGGAAAGGCAGGGAGCAAAAUCUAAUGGGAGCUUGGAAGUAAUGAGGAAGAAUUCCUUUUCUUCCAACUCUUCAUGUUCCUCUAAGAAGGUGGAAGUAACCAAAGCUGGUGUCGUGCAUUCCAGACAACAGAUUUCCAGGUGUUCUGGCACUCUGGAUGCUGCUUGAUUUGUUUUUGCUGUUUUUUUCUCCUUUUCCCUAGAAUUGUGUAGAAUGUAUUAGACACCAGAAACACUUCUCAGACAGGGUAUUUUGUUGUAUCAGCAUUAAGUGUGUUCUACAGGGCUGGGGGAGGACUGAGGGCAGACCAAGGCUGAACAUUGCUCCCUGCUAAGGUACAGCUGGAUGUGAUCCUUGACUAGUCUGAACCAGUUCCUGGGAACAGCUAACACUGGCUUUCAGGAAAAGUGGAAGGAACCCCUGGCUACCAUGUAAUCCCUUAAGUGUGAUAGGCAGCAUUGCUCUGUAAUCCUCACCUGUACUGUGGCAAAUGGGUCUCCUCAGGUCUGCUCUUCAUCUCACGAUUGUGCAGAGUCCUUCAGCCAGCAGCAGCCUUGCAUCUGGAAGUGGAACCUUCUCUGCUGCCAGGACAUUAUACAGAGGUUACUUAACAGGUGGUAAUUGUUGAACUCCAGGGUUUCUGCCUUCUUAAACCAAACACCCUCUCUGGAGGCUGAGACAGGGUUGGCUCCUUGGCUGGCUGCUGGCCCCUCUGAAGCAGCACAUUUUGUAGCAUUGCUUUCUCUUGAGCUUCAGCAGCACUGACAGUGACGUGUUGUGUGAAAGUCCCCCACCCAAACCAGCAGUUCUGUCACCACUUGUUUGCACCUUGGCAAUCAGGCUGUCAUUUGACAUUAAUUUAUUUGCUGACUGUAUUCACGUCUCCUAAUGUGUAUAUGUUUUUGUUUUGUUACAGGACAAUAAAAUCCUUGUGGAA